Molecule: messenger RNA, 939 nt
Organism: Pelobates fuscus (common spadefoot toad)
Lineage: Eukaryota; Metazoa; Chordata; Amphibia; Anura; Pelobatidae
Product: olfactory receptor 6N2-like
Exons: 1
Coding region: 1-939 (312 amino acids)
Biological process (GO): G protein-coupled receptor signaling pathway
Cellular component (GO): membrane
Molecular function (GO): G protein-coupled receptor activity; olfactory receptor activity
Source: RefSeq, a predicted model, not a curated record
AUGAACAGCACAAACCAGGCUCUUGUUACUCAGUUUAUCAUUGCAGGAUUUCCGGAUCUCAAUGGAAUGCAAGGCCUUCUCUUUGUGCCGCUUGUCAUCAUCUACAUCUUCACAGUCAGUAGUAACCUUGCAAUAAUCACUAUUAUUUGCACGCAUCAUCAUUUUCAUGUUCCUCUCUAUCUCUUUGUUGCUAUUCUUUCUUUCCUGGAAAUCUGGUACACAACAGUCACCAUUCCUAAAAUGCUCGCUGGUUUGUUAAAUCAGAAAACCAUCUCCUAUGUUGCCUGCAUUUUACAGGUCUAUUUCCUGCAUGUUUUUGGUAUCACUGAGACCUAUCUUCUCACAGCAAUGGCCUACGACCGUUAUAUGGCCAUAUGCAAUCCCUUGAGAUAUGCAUCCAUAAUGACAGCUUCAUGCUGUUUCCAGCUAAUCGGAUGCUGCUGGGUUCUAGGUUUCUUUGGUCCUUUGACACAGAUCCUCUUGCUUUCCCAGCUUUCCUUCUGUGGUUCUAACAAGAUAGAGCAUAUCUUCUGUGACUUCACUCCGCUGAUGAACUUGUCCUGUUCUGACCCCUCACUGAAUGUCAAUGUGGACUUUACCAUGAACUCAUUUCUUCUGUUUUUUGCCUUUUUCUGCAUCAUCUUGUCUUAUAUUAGGAUUAUUUCAGCAGUAUUAAAAAUAAACUCAACCGAAGGGCGACAAAAGGCAUUUUCUACUUGUAGUGCUCAUCUCACUGUUGUUAUGUUAUUCUUUGGCAGUGUGGCUUUUGUAUAUAUUAGGCUCACCAAACAUUAUCCUGCUAAUUACUAUCAAGUUAUGGCUGUUGUGUAUUCGGUGUUGACACCAAUGUGUAAUCCAAUUAUAUACAGCCUCCGAAACAGAGAGAUCCGAGAACUGCUCAGCAAAAAACUAACAAAGUCCCUCUGUAACAAAAUAUGA